Molecule: messenger RNA, 1603 nt
Organism: Thermothelomyces thermophilus ATCC 42464
Lineage: Eukaryota; Fungi; Ascomycota; Sordariomycetes; Sordariales; Chaetomiaceae
Product: general substrate transporter
Exons: 4
Coding region: 1-1506 (501 amino acids)
Biological process (GO): transmembrane transport
Cellular component (GO): membrane
Molecular function (GO): transmembrane transporter activity
Source: RefSeq, a predicted model, not a curated record
AUGGACGCGGCAGCAGAGAAGGCCGGGGCCCAACAGCAUGAGCUGAAGGGGGGUGCUGCCGAGCUGGAGACGGCCUUCGCGCUGGAUCCCGGGCGGCGGGCCGAGGUCGAGAAGAGCCUGAAGCGCAAGCUGGACGCGCGGUGCUCCUACUUCAUCCUCCUCUACAUCAUGAACUACCUGGACCGCAACAACAUCGCGGCGGCGCGUCUCAAGGGCCUGCAGGACGACCUGAAGCUCUCGUACAACGAAUACGCGACCUGCCUGAGCAUCCUCUACGUCGGCUACAUCCUGAUGCAGGUGCCGUCCAACAUGGCCAUCAACCUGGUCUCGCGCCCGUCCCUCUACAUCGCCUGCUCCAUGAUGAUCUGGGGCCUGAUCUCGACCCUGUCGGGCCUCGUCACGGGCUUCGGCGGCAUGGUGGCCGUCCGCUUCUUCCUCGGCUUCGUCGAGGCCGCCUUCCUGCCGGGCGCCCUCCUCAUCCUGUCCAAGUGGUACACCCGCCGCGAGCUGACCACCCGCAACGCCCUCCUCUUCUGCGGCAACCUCAUCUCCAACGCCUUCUCCGCCCUCGUCGGCGCCGGCGUCCUCUCCAACAUGCAGGGCGUCCUCGGCCACGCCGCCUGGCGCUGGCUGUUUUACAUCGAGGGCGCCGCCACCAUGUUCUUCGCCGUCCUGGCCGCCAUCAUCCUGCCCGACCUGCCGCACAACUCGCGCGGCUUCACCGAGGAGGAGCGCUACGUGGCCCAGCUGCGCAUGACCGAGGACGUCGGCACGGCCGACAGGGACGACGAGCCCGGCCAGACCGUCUGGACCGGCCUGAUCCUCGCCGGCAAGGACCCCAAGGUCUACCUCAUGAUGUUCACCCUCACCGCAUACGUCGUCGGCCUCUCCUUUAACGCCUUUUUCCCUACCCUCACCGGCACCCUGGGCUUCGACUACGUGCCCACGCUGCUCAUGAGCGCUCCCCCCUGGGUGUUUGCCUGCUUGGUCUCGCUGGUGAACGCGUGGCACUCGGACCGCACCCAAGACAAGUUCUGGCACAUUACCGGCCCGAUCGUGCUGGGCCUGGUGGGGUUCGUGAUCAGCAUGUCGACGCUCAACGUGGCGGCGCGGUACGUGGCGCUGUUCCUGCAGGCGAGCAGCUACGCGGGGUUCAUCGUCUUCUACUCGUGGAUCUCGUCGUCGUUCCCGCGCCCGCCGGCCAAGCGGGCCGUCGCCAUCGCCAUGAUCAACGCCUUCAGCCAGCUCGGCAACGUCGCCGGCUCCUACGUCUGGGACCUCGAGGAGAACGGGUUCCGCAAGAGCUACGGCAUCGUCACCGCCAUGUUCGGGGUCGCCAUCGCCGGCUGCCUUGCCUUCCGAAUCAUCCUCGUCCGCCUCAACCGCCAGCUCGACCGGCAGGAGCAGGAGGAGGAGGUUGGCGCGGGCCCGGGCACGGGCACGGCCGCGGCCGUCGACGCGGACCGGCCCGAGCAGCGGAACAAGGGGUUCCGGUAUCUGGUGUAAGCGGGGGGGAUUUGGGAGUUGGGUAGAAGAGUGUUAUUUUUUUUUUUUUUUUUUUUGUAAUCUCAAGACGCAAGAAAGCGAGGAAAAUGAACAGCAU